Messenger RNA from Helianthus annuus (common sunflower), 2610 nucleotides. RefSeq lists its product as uncharacterized. NCBI's taxonomy places the organism in Eukaryota, Viridiplantae, Streptophyta, Magnoliopsida, Asterales, Asteraceae. The transcript is spliced from 2 exons. The record is from RefSeq and is a predicted model, not a curated record. Bases 184 to 2427 code for a protein of 747 amino acids.
AAGAGUCCUUUUCGGGGACAAAUUUCCCACUAAACCCCUUGCCAAUCCUCCAACCCAUCUGCCGCCUUAAUCAUCAAUCCUCAAUACAUACUCUGCACACCACACCACACCACACGACUCUUCAUCUCUGUCGCUGACUGGACCGGACGAUCACUCCACUAUCUCUGCGAGUUUUCGUAAUCGAUGGAGCAGAAGCAUACUUGUGCUUCCAUAUGUGAUCAAUUACCCACUCUAUCUUCAAACCAUCCUUGGUUGGUUGAUCAUAACCUUGAAGAAGACGACAACAGAGACCAUAUCGUCUACACCAUGCGUGACCCGCCCACUCAACGCAGGUGUCGAAUUCCUUCGCCACUCGGGAGACGUAUCCGGGGGUGUUUCUAUGGUUGGGUGAUUCUCUCCAACCAUCCACACAAUGACAUGUGGUCCCUUUGGAACCCCGAGACUUCUAAGAUCAUAUGCCUUCCCCGCUUGAUUACGGAAUAUGCAGUUUUAUGUUCAGAUACAUAUGGAGUUUUUGCUUCAGGUACCAUCCAACAAUGUUGUUUGUCCUCCCCUCCCGAUGAUCCAGGUUCAAUUUUCAUGGUAACCGCAGCAGAAUACACCCUUUUUUUCUGUCGGCUAGACUGUAAAAGAAAGAGGUUAAAAUGGGUCGAAAUGUCAUACGCUCAACAGAUGAGGAGCAUAGCAGGUUGUGAUAGUAUCUUAUACUGCCUAACUUGUUGCAAUGGUAAUGUAUAUGCCUUGAAUAACGUGCCUGGUAAUCGUGUUGUGAUACACCUUGAUAUUGUGGUCAAGGAUAAAGGAAUUGUGAUAAGCCUAUUGCCGUGCUUGAAACUCCCGGCUUUUUACGAGUAUCGUUACAUGUAUGAUUGUCCGAACUCCGUUGUUUUUCUGAAAGGAUGCUGUACAGAAUUGUUCUGCAUUAAAUUAGGUCUUAAUAAGAGGGGACAUGUGGAGAAGCAAUCAUUUGGUGGCGUGUGUGUGUUUAAACUGGACAUGACUAAUAAAAGAUGGGAACAAGUGGAAGAUCUCAAUGACGCCACAUUCUUUUUGGAUCUUGCUCAUGAUUGCUCCGCGUUUUACAGCCCUACAAUUGCCUCAGAGUUGGGGGGUUAUGUACACUUUCUUGACAAAUCCGCCAAAGUAACAUACUCAUUCGACUUCAAGAAUAAAACCAUAGCCUUAUCUUCUAUGCCUUCUCUUGUCCUGCCAACAAAAUUGUUCGGCUGCAGGCAACAAGGUGAACCUGGAGAAAUCAAGUCUCAACAAGAAAAUGAGGUGGUGGUGAGGGAUGAUGAGGUUGACAGUAAUAACAUGAGCCUUGCAACACGUGAAGAGAAUAUCGGGUCACGCCUUCUCAACAUUCCAUUGGAUGUUUUGAAGACGAUUAUGGGGUUUUGUGUUGGCAUCGAAUAUCUCAACUUCCGUGCUACAUGCAAGCUGUGUCACUUAGCAGCACCUAUGAUCCGAUGGAGUAAGGGAGGGAGAUUGCAGAACUAUUCAUUAGCUUCACCAUGGCUGAUGAUGUUGGACAAAGAUCGAGGCGUUAUCUCUUUUACCGAUCCGAAGUUUGGUGACAAGUACUUUAUAAAGACACCUCAAGAAUUAAUUGGCAAUGUGCAAAUACACUGUUCCAUGGGUGGUUGGCUGCUGAUACGUAGACACGAUGGACCCCUUAUGUUCUUUAACCCCUUCACAAGUGAUACCCGUGAGCUUCCAUUCGCGCCUUAUUUCGACACCUAUUGUUUCUCGGCGCCUCCUACUGCAUCCGAUUGCAUGGUUGUUGGAUUUACAACACGUACCGAAUGGCAUGUUUAUGUCCACUUUGUAGCUCGGGAACUAUCUUGGCGUAGAUUCCAUCUAAAGUAUUGUUGCGACUCACACACCUUGCAUUUUGCAACACGCUAUGGUAAAAAUCUUUAUGCGUUGUAUAACAAUGGAGGAGUUGGUUUCAUAGAUACUGGCAACCUAGUUUACACUGGAGUACGUGGUCUCACAAUUGCUGGCAACCUAGAUUACGUCUGGCGGGAAGGCCCGAGAAGUAGUUGUGUAUCUCCUAAACAAAGUUUCCUAACGAAAUGUGAUCAACAACUUUUACUAGUCAUUGUGGGCGAGUUUGGAGAGUGCGUUGAGGUAUUCAAGCUGAAUGAUUCAACAAAAUGGGAGAAAACAGAGAGUCUAGGACGGCACGCGAUUUAUAUUUGUGGUAAAGCAUGCCUUUGUGUCGAAGCCAAAAUGCCUGAAAUGGCAAACAAGAUUUACUUUCCGCGCAUCCAUUCGGAGAACAGGAAGAUAGUGUUCUAUUCUCUCACAACAAGACGGUAUCACACGUUCAAUGGACAAGAUAUCGAAGAAAGUUUUGGGGACUUCAUGGGAACAAAACAUUAUAUCGAUCCUCACGUGUGGAUUGAACCAAGUUGGUCUUAGAUGGCUUUGCACCAAUGACCUGGUACAUGCAUCUUUUUAAUUAUUUAGUCGUCUAUUUGCAACUUUCUUAAAUUAAUAAACAAUGUUUUAUCUCAUUCCGGUUCUUGUAUUUAGAUUUUGUGUCGUACUGUCAUUAGUGGUAUGUUUUUUUCAUUUUUAUUUUAUUUUAUGUUGGUCUUGAAA